This is a messenger RNA of Penicillium chermesinum, 1257 nucleotides long. Its product is annotated as lipoate synthase. Gene Ontology annotation, molecular function: lipoate synthase activity; 4 iron, 4 sulfur cluster binding. The transcript has a single exon. Bases 1 to 1257 code for a protein of 418 amino acids. Gene Ontology annotation, biological process: lipoate biosynthetic process. The record is from RefSeq and is a predicted model, not a curated record. NCBI's taxonomy places the organism in Eukaryota, Fungi, Ascomycota, Eurotiomycetes, Eurotiales, Aspergillaceae. Gene Ontology annotation, cellular component: mitochondrion.
AUGGCCACUCCAACUCGAAGCCUGCGACAUUUGUCGUCCGUGAGGACGAAGACUGCCUCUCCAGUGACGUCGCUCACUACCCACCUCAUCUACCGCACCUACGCCACCACCGACGGCAGCUCCGCAACAUCCACACCAGGAAUCACCCGGCGGCGAAAGACUUCUUUCCAAGAUAAACUAAAUGCCGGCCCCUCCUUCAGCGAUUUUGUCUCCGGCGGCGGGGACAACGGCCCCCUCGAGCCCAACGAAGCUUAUGCCCUGAAAACAGCCAUGGUUGGACCCGCCGGCCGCAAGAAGGAAAUGACCCGACUCCCCUCAUGGCUGAAGACCCCGAUCCCCGACUCAAAGAACUACCAACGCCUGAAGAAAGAUCUUCGCGGCCUGAACCUGCACACCGUCUGCGAGGAAGCCCGCUGCCCUAAUAUCUCCGACUGCUGGGGCGGCAGCGACAAAUCCGCUGCAACCGCCACCAUUAUGCUGAUGGGCGAUACGUGCACGCGCGGCUGCCGCUUCUGCAGCGUGAAGACCAACCGUGCCCCCGCCCCGCUGGACCCUCACGAACCCGAGAACACCGCUGAAGCGAUUGCGCGGUGGGGUCUGGGCUACGUUGUCCUGACGACUGUGGAUCGCGACGACCUCGCGGACGGCGGCGCCCGGCACUUCGCCGAGACGGUGAUCAAGAUCAAGCAGAAGGCGCCCAACAUCCUUGUCGAGUGUCUGACCGGUGACUACCGGGGUGACACGGAGAUGGCAAAGCUGGUUGCGCGAUCAGGUCUGGAUGUGUACGCGCACAACGUCGAGACCGUCGAGGCACUCACGCCGUAUGUGCGUGAUCGCCGUGCUACCUUCCAGCAAUCGCUUCGGGUGCUGAAGGCGGCGAAGGAGGCGAAGCCAGAUCUCAUUACCAAGACAUCUCUGAUGCUGGGCUUUGGAGAGACGGAUGAGCAGCUUUGGGAUGCGCUGCGGCAACUGCGGGCUGUUGAUACCGAUGUUGUUACUUUCGGCCAGUACAUGCGCCCUACCAAGCGGCAUAUGGCUGUUGAGGAGUAUGUGACUCCGGAUCGCUUUGAGCUGUGGCGCCAGCGGGCGCUUGAUAUGGGUUUCUUGUAUUGUGCUUCCGGGCCGCUGGUCCGGAGUAGCUACAAGGCGGGUGAGGCUUUCAUUGAGAAUGUUCUCAAGAAGCGUCGCUCUGGAGCUGGUGCUGCGAAGGGUGCCGUCAAUGACACUGUUGUUGCGGCCAAUGAAGCUACCCAUUAG